CGGGUGUGCUAUCAAUAAGGUUAUGAAAAAAAAAUUGUUAUGACAGAACAUAGCGAACUUGUAAUGUGUUUUUUGGAGUAACUUUAAAAUUGAACUCUCAAAUUUCAAUUCAGUUGGCUACACCUAAGUCAUUAAUUAAUUGUUAUAAUUUAUUUCUACAUCUCGACUAAAUAAAUUUGUCGAAUUCAUAAAAAAAUCGUCAACUAUGACACCGCCAAUGGAACGGAUUCAAAUUCUAGAAUUAAUUGAAAAAGAUAUAAUUAAUUGUUUACAAAGUGCUGGUCAGGCCUUUGUAGAACUUAGUAAAGAAAAAUCAAGUUUGAAACAAGCCGAAGGUCAAACACAUCAAUUUUUAAAAUUACUGGGUACUGUUGAGUCAAAACUAAGUGAGCAAAUCAAUUAUCUUACUCAAGUGUCCACAGGGCAACCACAUGAAGGAUCAGGUUACGCGAGUCAGAAAGUUUUGCAAAUGGCUUGGCACAGACUGGAACAUGCGAGAAGCAGAGUUAAUGAAUUAGAUCGUAUUAAAAAUAAACACCUUCACGGAAGAUCCAAUAGCAGACCAGCGCAAUCGUUACCACCUGCAGCAAGUGCAUCAGUACAAAUUUCAACGUCAAAUCCUAGUUCUUAAUCUUAUUAAUGGGUAAUUUUAAUUUUGUAAAAAUAAAUAUUUUCUAAAAGUAAAUAAAUUCAAUACUAUUAUUAAUAUUAUAUAU
This is a messenger RNA of Microplitis mediator, 716 nucleotides long. RefSeq names its product mediator of RNA polymerase II transcription subunit 11 (gene MED11). NCBI's taxonomy places the organism in Eukaryota, Metazoa, Arthropoda, Insecta, Hymenoptera, Braconidae. Gene Ontology annotation, cellular component: mediator complex. The record is from RefSeq and is a predicted model, not a curated record. Gene Ontology annotation, biological process: regulation of transcription by RNA polymerase II. Gene Ontology annotation, molecular function: transcription coregulator activity. Bases 206 to 631 code for a protein of 141 amino acids. The transcript is spliced from 3 exons.